GCGGGGGGUAUGUACACUAAGAUGACACCCACAGGCUCGUCACUCAUCGUGAACCCGCGCUUGAUCUCCAAGGAGCUGGAGGCCAAGAUCGCGACCGCAAUUGCAGGCGUGAUCGCAUCCCAUGACGUGUCCAAACUGACAACGAAACUGGUGCGUCAAGCCGUGGAGAAGGAGAUUCGCGUGAGUCUCACGAACCACAAGGAAGUGCUCAAGCGGCUCAUGCACCAGGAACUUCGCAAACUUAAGGCAAAAAAACUAGCGAAACGUGCAGCUCCGGAGCCCUGGAAGAUCGCUAUGAGACGCGAGAGUAUCGCCAAGGGACUUAACUGCAUUUAUCAAAUGCUGCGAGAAGCCGCGGGCUUCCCAGACUGGGGACUACACGCCAUCCAGUCGCUCUACGAUCUACAGGCAGUAGAGGAAGGAGAUAUAUUGCGCCUUGCCACACUGUACGCUAGGCUCAUCGGCGCUUUGUGGCUCAAGGAGGACCGUCACGUCAAUUGGGCCGUCGGAUCCAUUCCCACGCCCACCCAGCUCGUCAAUGCUAUGUCUGCUGUCUACCUAGUAGAGCGUGUGGGAAUCUCACAUGCGAGACGUGUUGAGCUGUUGGACUUUUGUGAUCGAUCGCCUGUUGUUUAUGGAGCCAAGGAACUUCUUGGUUGGAAUCCUGCAGAGAGCCCUCCACCAACAGACGACAAGAACGGACCCUCGAUCUAUGAACGACUGACGAGUGCGCUGGUCGUAUGGCAUCACUCGCAUGCGCUUGGGAUCUCAUUAGGAUUCACCUUGCCGCAGCUGUUACAACAUCUGCUGCUGGUAUACCCAUACAAAGGCCCCAGUGAUCUUUCGCCCCAAGAGUACGAAGACCAGGCUUUGAGAUGCUUUGAGGGAUCGUGUAAUCUCGUACAGAUGCACCGAGGAAUGGCUUACUUGCUGCUGACUCAACGUGAGGAUGGAUCUUGGAUGACGGAAUCAGCACAUAAUGACCCCAACCAGCGCUAUUUCUUAACUAUGCAAGCGGUAUGGGCCCUGUGCGAACCCCAUCGCGUAGGAUUCGCUCCUGCGUUUCCAGAAGCCACCCCAAUGCUGGAGCUCAACUUGAAUGUCGAAAUGGAAACUCCUGAUGGGGUCUUUGUGGAGAGCUUAAAGGUGAGCGAUGUUGAGGAUGCAGCUGUCGAUUCUGAGGUAGCAGCGGCAACGGCGGCAGCUCCUGCUGAUACCGAAGACGUAGCAACGCGUGUAGCCUUCCUCCAAGGUUUACUGGACCAGAACGGCUACGUGAAAAAUGUUUCACCUGCUCUGGCCACGCAUGUGCUGAGCACACUCGCAGAUAUGGUGCUUACUGUUGAAAUUCUCAAGAGCACGGGUGUCGGGCGUACUAUUAACAAGCUACGCAAGCACACCACAGCCUCUGUUGCCAAGGCAGCCACGCAACUCGUGGCAAAAUGGAAAAAUGACUUGCUCUAG
Phytophthora infestans T30-4 is the source of this 1464-nucleotide messenger RNA. RefSeq lists its product as uncharacterized. Gene Ontology annotation, cellular component: nucleus. The transcript is spliced from 4 exons. The record is from RefSeq and is a predicted model, not a curated record. Bases 22 to 1464 code for a protein of 480 amino acids. NCBI's taxonomy places the organism in Eukaryota, Oomycota, Peronosporomycetes, Peronosporales, Peronosporaceae.